AUGGGCGCUACGAAUAGCACGCGAUUAGGGGGUACCGCGAGACGGUCCCUCGGGAUCUCGCUACUCUUAGUAGUGGUCGUGCUAUGGACGGCCUCGAAUUUCUUAGCCAGUACCAUCUUCGCCGACAACACCUACUCGAAACCUUUUUUCCUAACCUAUCUCAACACCUCCUGCUUUAUCCUCCCUCUCCUCGGAAUUCUCCUCGCACGAAUAUUUAAACUAUGGCGACUGAACAAAUUCUCUCAGAUCACAUCGUUGAAGAGCCUACUAGAGCACCUCGAUUCAGGCGACCCGCUGCAGGCCGAUGAACAGAAUCAGCCAAUAUUAUACCAUCGCGCGGCCACGGGUGAUGGGGAAGAAGGUGAUGAUGAUAUUCGGGCUACGGACCUGGGGACGCAGAGAGAGAUUGUCAUGGAGCAAUACAAGUCGGGAAAGUUGGGGUUGAGGGAGACGGCGAAGCUCAGUUUGCAAUUUUGUAUUUUAUGGGCGAAUUACUUUGCGAUGGCAUGUCUGCAACACACGACCGUCGGAAGCACUACGAUUCUCACGUCAACUAGUGGUGUCUGGACAAUGGUCUUCGGUGCCGCCCUUUGCGUCGAAAAAUUCACCCUCCGUAAAUUCCUCGGCGUCAUCGCCUCCCUCCUGGGCAUCAUCCUAAUCUCACGCGUCGACCUAUCCACCUCCGACGCACCCGCGCCGGACGAUAGCGGAAAUAACGGUUCAUUCCCACACAAGAGCUCCGCGGAGAUCGCGCUAGGCGAUGCCAUGGCGGCAUUCAGCGCGAUCAUGUACGGCGUGUAUACGAUUGUCAUGAAGAGGCAGUGCGGCGACGAGUCGCGGGUGAACAUGCCGUUGUUCUUUGGACUGGUGGGAUUCUUCAACAUGGUUUUUAUCUGGCCGGGGUUUAUCAUCAUGCAUUUUACGGGCCUGGAGAAGUUCGAGCUCCCGCCGACGGAUCGCGUGUGGACUAUCUUACUGGUCAACUCCGUCUCCUCCCUAGUCUCCGACAUCGUUUGGGCCUAUGCCAUGCUCCUCACAACGCCCCUCGUCGUAACCGUCGGCCUAAGCCUAACGAUCCCGCUCUCGCUGGUGGGCCAAAUCAUCCUACAGAACCAGUACGCGAGUCCGCUAUACUGGGUCGGAGCUGUUAUUGUUUUCUUAUCCUUCUUAGUUGUGAAUCAUGAGAGUCGGCCGGUUGAAGAGGAGGUUUCUACAUCUGCAUUAUCAUCGGGGGGUGAGACGGGGGAGUACAGAACUGUUCCGGGGGAGGAGAGGUGA
Molecule: messenger RNA, 1278 nt
Organism: Aspergillus ruber CBS 135680
Lineage: Eukaryota; Fungi; Ascomycota; Eurotiomycetes; Eurotiales; Aspergillaceae
Product: putative integral membrane protein
Exons: 5
Coding region: 1-1278 (425 amino acids)
Biological process (GO): regulation of peptide transport
Cellular component (GO): membrane
Source: RefSeq, a predicted model, not a curated record